GGGGAGAGGCCCGCUGGAGUGCACAGCCAAUCAGCGCGCGGCGCGGUGGCUGCGCGCGCAGCUUGGCGGCCGCCAUCUUGUGGGAGGGCGCUGAAGAAGGGCAGAGCGAGACGGUGCGAAAGGAGCUGAGGAGGGUGCUGGUGGCUACAGCAUCUCUGCCAAGCUUGGUGGAUAACGUGUGGCACGAGCGCUUCCUUUGAGCUGAGGCAUAAGAACCAGCAGCCAUGGCUGGCCAUGACUCGGGAUCUCAACACCAGUUCACUGGAUUUCAGAAGUACUUCAAUUCCUACACCAUCACAGGCAGGAGGAAUUAUGUAAUAGCAACGUACACAGGCAUUGCAAUGCUCGUCUUAUAUUUCAAACUUAGACCUAAAAAGAAGACUCCUGCUGUGGCAGAUAAGUAAAUGGUUUCUGGAAUGUCUGAAGCUCCAAUCUGUGUCAAUGUUAAGGAAGGUGAUGUCUUGUGAUGGCUAAUAAAAUAUAAACAAUUACUUGCUUUAUUCGAAAUAUGACAUGUUGCAAAGAAGCA
Messenger RNA from Numida meleagris (helmeted guineafowl), 529 nucleotides. RefSeq names its product up-regulated during skeletal muscle growth 5 homolog (mouse) (gene ATP5MK). The record is from RefSeq and is a predicted model, not a curated record. The transcript has 5 exons. NCBI's taxonomy places the organism in Eukaryota, Metazoa, Chordata, Aves, Galliformes, Numididae. The coding region runs from base 225 to 404 and encodes 59 amino acids.